This is a messenger RNA of Plectropomus leopardus (leopard coralgrouper), 2401 nucleotides long. The record is from RefSeq and is a predicted model, not a curated record. Lineage: Eukaryota; Metazoa; Chordata; Actinopteri; Perciformes; Serranidae.
AUGUUGUCACCGGUCCGGUUCGGGGCUCCGGUCGCGCGGUCGGUCCCCUGGACGCUAACGCUGUUAGCUGUUAGCCGGAAGCUAACUUCGGCCCCCGAGCCGGCGGACAGACCCGGAGUCGGUGACCCGGGUCAGAGCGGCUCGGUGCGGCGGAGCGUGGUGAGCACGAGCCGGGGGCCUGUCCAAAAACAGCUGACGGCGUGUCGUCACUCCGUUAGCUCCGUUAGCUCGGUUAGCUUGGUUAGCUCGGUUAGCUCAGCGGCUCUCCUACGAUCUGGACCGGCUCCGUUACGGGUAUGUAGCACCGGCUCUGCGAUUCCGGGUCGGUGGUCUCAGUCGGUGGUGGUGUCUCAGCGUGUCUGUCGGUCCUUCGGGUCUGAACAGCUGCUGCCAGGCGGACACCGGACACCGGUCUGCGCGCAGGCGCAUUCAGUAGCAGGAACCGGACCCCUUACACAUCAGCUGAUGGAUCAGGCUCACAGAGAGUCCACUUACACCCACAGAGUCCUCCGAGAGUCCAGGAAAGUUCAAGAGAGUCCAGGAAAGUCUCCCAUCAGGAGAGUUCUCGCACAGCUGAAGCGCUGCCACAAGUCGAGUCGGCUGCGUGAAGUGGAGAACGGAGUGUCUGAAAACGCCAUGGCAACACAACGCCAAACAGAAAAUGCAGCUUUGGCCCUCCAUGUCUCUCCCUGUGUCCCUCUUUGUCUCUGCAGCUCAAACAUCCUGUUGGACUGUCACCUAGUGGCGAAGCUGGCAGACUUCGGUCUGGCUCGGUUUGCGUGUCGGGCCCCGUCGGGGCGCUCGGCGGCUCAGACGGUGUCCGUCGGGAAAACGGCGACGGUCAGAGGAACGCUGGCGUACCUGCCAGACGAGUACGUGAGGAAUGGAGAGCUGGGGACCGCCGUGGACGUGUUCAGCUUCGGAGUGGUCCUGCUGGAGGUCCUGACAGGGCGGCGAGCUCUGGAGAAAGACAGGAAGUCAGGAGACAGAUACCUGAAGGACUUGGUGGAGGAGGUGGAGGACGGUCCAGGGGGGUCGUGUGCAGCAGUCUGGAGGAAACAUGUGGACCAGCGGCUGAUCUCAGGGGGCGCUGUGGAGCCGGCGGGCUGUUUGGAGGCGGUUGCUCUGGCGUGCAGGUGUCUGGACAGGAAGAGGAAGAAGAGACCGUCCAUGACGGAGGUGUUUGACAAACUUCAGGACAUCCACAUCAUCGUGAGGAGGACCUCCUCCUCCUCCUCACCCCUCCAUCAUCUUCAGCCCCCCUCCCUGUCCCUCCCCCGCCCCCCCCCACCUUUGGACUCCACUGUAGGAGCUCUUUCUGACCAGCUGUCCAAACUGGGACCACUGGAGGACACCUACCAGCCCUCCCCGUCCUCCCAGCUCUCCUCAUUGUGCUCCUUCACCCCUCCUCAUCCGCUGCACUCCUGCGCCUCCCUCCCCUCCUCCUCCUCCUCCUCGUUGGCUGGUCCGUGUGAAACAGAUGAGAGUCGAGGCUUCUCCCAGUACGACCUGCGCUCCCAGUGCAGGUUUAAUGGGACCAGCUCCAGGUGUCUGUCUCCGUCCAGCAGAGACCACAGUGCAGCUGUCCCCCCAGAGUGCCAGCUCAGCCAGCCCUCUGUCCCCACUGAGGACCAGUACAGCUUCUCUCUGCAGCCCAGCACUCCCAGUGAGCUGACAGGGGGCCCCUCUCCUGGGGGGUCCCUGCAGGCGGCGUCUCCGGGGCCCUCAGUCCACAUGAAUCCCAGUAAGCUGCGAUUCCUGCAGAAGAAACGUCUGUACGAGGACGGACAGAUUCAAACCCCCGAGCUGCUGUCGUCCGACGACCUCUACGGCGGGAGGAGUUCUGUCAGAGGACCCGAGGAGAGCGACGAGCUCGAUUAUCUUCAUCAUUACUGACACAAACUGAUCCAAAGUCAGACUUCAUCUUCCGGCAUGUCUCAUGGACUGCUGGACUCUGUCCUGGACCUCCCACAGAGAGACAUCGAGUCUCCACGUCACCCUUCACUUAUUCAGUUUCUACAAAUCAAUAAUCUCACAAAGCCAAAGCCGCACAUGAUGGUACGACUUCACCACCACCACCACCAUCAUCAUCAUCAUCACUAUCACUGCAGUUACAUCAUGUGAUCUGAGACGUGAUGUGAGACAUGAUGGACUGAACACGUGUGUUUACAGAAACUUUUCUUUCUCAUAAAACGCUGAAGUACAAACACACAGUAUUUGUGACUGAUUUAUUUUAAUGCUCUCUAAUGUAAUUAUUUUACAUUUUUAUAUAUUUUUUAGAUUUUACACCAUCUGACAACAACACACACACACACACACACGUAUAUAUACAUCAUGUUAAAAUGAUGGAGCUGAUGUUUCACUGCUGGUGGGUGUGACUAAACUGAGAUGUUUUUUCCUA